Phycomyces blakesleeanus NRRL 1555(-) is the source of this 339-nucleotide messenger RNA. RefSeq lists its product as hypothetical. Bases 1 to 339 code for a protein of 112 amino acids. The record is from RefSeq and is a predicted model, not a curated record. The transcript has 5 exons. NCBI's taxonomy places the organism in Eukaryota, Fungi, Mucoromycota, Mucoromycetes, Mucorales, Phycomycetaceae.
AUGAUCUAUUACGUAACAAGAACAGCUUUGAAUGUUUCCACUCUUGUUAUAAACAAUACACUCAAUAAGCAUUCAAAACAGUACAGGGCUUCUACCCAUUUUGUAAUAAAAGAUGUUUUGCUCUUGACACUAUAUACUUUCUGGUAUUUUCAGUCUAUGAAAAGUUCCAAACAAACGUAUUCUCCAAGAAAAUACCAAGGAUUUCAUUUUCAGUUAAAGAAGUGUAAAACCAAAAAACGUGCCGAAUACAUGAAACCGAUAUGUGUGGAGAUGCUGACAAUCUUGAGUGAUUUCGGCGCAGAUAUGAAGAUGAUUGCAAUGAUGAUUCCAACAAUUUGA